UCUUGAGGAGUACAGUACACAUACUCAUACAUGUACCGUUACACUUCGUAUCGUGCUGUUGUGUAAUCGCACGGGUGUUUAUUUAAUACUGGUUAUCUAACUUCUUGGUGAAGUCUUCAUCGAACACUUGACCAUGCUGCUGUAUGUAGUGGACACUGUGAUCGGACUUUCAUACUUAUUGCUUUCCUUUCUGACCACCUACGUCAACUGCCACUUCUGGUCAGUGGUGAACCAUUUAAGGCGUGUGGCCAGAUGUAGGAAGUACAGGAGUACGUGCAAGGACUGUAUCGUUAUAUUCUCCCGCUACCCCCGGCCAGGAACUACCAAAACGAGGCUCAUCCCCUCCCUUGGGCCUGAGGGCGCAGCUUACUGUCAACUGCUCAUGACUGAUCACAUACUGGACACGCUGUCAGACCUUAUGUCCACUUCCUCGCUGUCCGGAGGCUGUGAAGUAGAGGUUCAGUACCGGGGCGGAUCCCCAGAGGACAUGGAGUACUGGCUUGGAUGGCGGCGGCGCCACAUCCCCGGGCUUGUGUGGGUGGAGCAGGUUGAUGGAGACCUUGGCAACAAGAUGAAGACUGCAGUACUUAGGAAGUUCACACAGGGCAAAGAAAACGUCGUCAUCAUCGGAGGAGACAUCCCAGGAAUUACGAAGCAUGAAUUACUUGAGUCUUUCACCAAACUGCGAGAGGACCAAAAUAUGGUACUAGGACAAGCAGAGGAUGGUGGUUACUAUUUGGUGGGAUUCCAUCGAUCAGCGUGCAAAUAUAUGUCGACCAUAUUUGAGAACAUUGAAUGGGGUACGUGUAAGGUGUUUCAACAACAGGUCAGGAACGCCAAAUUGUGUGGCGCCAAACUUGGGAUUCUGGCAACGGUCCUAAGUGAUGUGGACACAGAACUGGAAAUGCACAUAUUUGAGAAAGAGGUUGGGGUCCGAAGGUCAGAAAUUGCAGGUGGCUCAUGGAGUGUCGUCAUACCUGUCCUAAACGAGGCUUUUGGAAUAAGGAAAACUCUUGAAUCUGUCGUCCAGAAUUGUAGUGACAUAAAUUGCAUUAAAGAGGUUCUCGUGUGUGACGGAGGGAGUACCGACAACACCCAUGACGUCAUCACUGCAUUUGGGCGGACGUCCCCUAUCAGGAUCAGACUUAUUCACAGCCCACCAGGUCGAGGGUUGCAACUAAGAUCGGGGGCUAACGAGGCUCGGAGUGAAUGUAUCAUGUUUAUACAUGGCGACAGUAUCUUACCACAACAAUAUAACGAGUCUGCCUUCCGAUGUCUUCAACGGCCCGGAGUGGUGGCUGGGGCGUUCAGGUUCGCACUUGAUCUGGUCAACAGUAAAGAUGUUUCCUCGGAAGACAGAUCAAUGAGAACAAAACUCUACUGGUUGGAGAAAUUCGUGUCCUGGCGCUGUGGUUCUCCCGCUGAACUUCCUUUCGGAGACCAGGGUCUAUUUAUGCGUCGUGAAAUAUACAACAAGUCCGGAGGGUAUCAUAAGGUCUACCUGAUGGAGGAUUUCAUUUUGGUUGAUACAUUGAAAGAAUAUGGUCACAUUGGAAUGGCAGAUAGGAGCCCGCUCACGACGUCAGCAAGACGCUGGCAAAAAUCGGGAUUUAUCAAAGUAACAGCAACCAAUCAUUUCAUUAUCACGUGUUACAAGUUUGGAGUUCAUCCGGACACACUGGCAAGAUGGUACUACGGGGAUAAGCUCAAAAUACAGUGAUGUGCAUCAGAAACAAGCCCAUCAGAUGCGUUAAUGGUGCUACAAAAACAAUCUCCAAUCAUAACGAUAUCUGGAAAUAAAUCAACUCAAAGAAUAAAACGCAGAAAUGUGCAUACAGUUGUAAUGUUCGGACUCUUUGAAAUGUGAACGGCACCAUCGGAAAGAGAUAACUAUUUUAUCCGGCCUUUCACCCCUAAGUUUUUCAUGCAGGAAGUAUACAACAAAUUUAGAACCAGAACUGAUAUCACAAGAAGAAACAACGUUGUAUCUUCAAACACCAUGAGUAAUAUGCAAUUAAUAAAUCUAAAACAGAGGCACACAAAGAAGAUGUCCAACAAAAUAAAUAUAACAAUCAUUAAUUGAAAAAAACCAUCUAGUAAAAACACUUAGACUGCCAACCUUUUGACGACGCAAAAUUGAGUCUACAACUGUCUCGUCAUUAACAACGUUACCGCAUUAUGACGUCACAAAAUUGUUGAGUUUUCAUAAUGUGCUGCGUAAUUGAUAGCAUGAAAUUAUUGUAAUGUGUUUUCAUUCGAGAUAAACGUACAUUAUUAAAACCAUGUUGAAUCAUGUGUGUUUAUUCUAAC
Mizuhopecten yessoensis (Yesso scallop) is the source of this 2310-nucleotide messenger RNA. RefSeq lists its product as uncharacterized. Bases 134 to 1720 code for a protein of 528 amino acids. The record is from RefSeq and is a predicted model, not a curated record. Lineage: Eukaryota; Metazoa; Mollusca; Bivalvia; Pectinida; Pectinidae. The transcript has 11 exons.